AUGGAGCGCGCAGGACGUCACUCGAUUCGCCAGAAUUCUGGGCCGACCCCCUUGGACUCCCCCGGUUCUUCAACCGUCCGUUCCCGAGCUUCUUCAUGCUCUUCAAAAGCCCGCCCCUCGACAUCUGGCAAUCAGCCAAAGCUGAUCACCGUAGAAGCGAUGCGCGAACCACCGACCUUUCAAGCCAUGGCUCGCCGUCGUCUCUCCCAGCCUCACUCUCAAUCCCUCGAUUCGGCCCUCGUUACCCGCUCCGAGGCUUACCGGAUCCUCGAAUUUCUGCACUGCGGCAACGUGGAUAUGGGCUCCGAUUUGAAGUAUCUGUGCCAGCAUCGUAUACGCUAUUUGCUGAAUUUGACGGGAGAGGAGAGGAUGCAAAUCCGCGUACAAACGACUUGCCCCUGUGAGAGCAAAGCCUUCCACUCACCGACCGAAUUUACGGUUAAUUUGGAUGAGGAAAAGGUGGCGGAGAUAAUUUGCUCGCACUUCCCGGCAAUCAACCGAUUUGUAGCCGAAGCGAGGGCAAAAGGCGCCCACGUGCUAAUGUUUUCGCGAGACGGACGGAAUGCCUGCCAAGCAAUGGCUCUACAAUAUAUAAUGUACUAUCACAAAAUGUCCCUCGAAUGUGCAAUGCGAUAUUUCAAUACAGUUUACCCAGAAGGCGUCCAAAUCGAGGAGAACUUCAUGGGCGCCCUGAAGUUGUGGGAGAAGAAGCUCGAAAAUAACCCAGUCGACAAGCGAGAUAUUCGAUCGGCGGAAGUGCGCCGCCACGAUUGGGCCAACGUCGCCGGGGCCAAUCGACCGAUGAGCCUCGACACGUUACGUGAACACGUCUGCCCGCACGAAGAAUUAGAAGUCGUCACCAUCAAAGAACCAUGCGUGCAGGCUUACACCAAAUACGUGCGAUCCCGGAAGCCGGGCUGUGAGGGCCCGUUUCGCUCUUGUUCCGUCCGGCAGCCAAAGGUAAUCUACUACCACACCUAUAAACGGGUGAAUCGGACACGCCGGCAUACGGUACCCGAGUGUUGUCCCGGAUGGGAACGGACUGACAGUGGCUGUAAAAGAGUCGACUGCUCACCGGAUCUUUGCCAUAAUGGCGGCACUUGUCUACCAAUCCGGAACGGAACCGACCAACUCUGCGAAUGCUCAUCCGGCUUCACCGGAGCCCGCUGUCAAUACGAUGUAAAUGAAUGCCUGAUCGAGAACGGAGGCUGUGGUCACGAUUGCGUAAACACGAUCGGCACUUUCUACUGUAGAUGCUGGCCCGGAUUCAAUUUGGGCCCCGACGGGAAGGCUUGCCAGGACAUUGACGAAUGUCAGGCGUCAAAUGGUGGAUGCGCCCAUCGUUGUAUCAACACCCCGGGAGGUCAUCGAUGCGAGUGUCCGCCGGGUAAGAUGCUGCAUUCGAACGGUCGAAAGUGCGUCGAGCUGAAUACAUGCGAGGCAGACAAUGGAGGAUGUGAGCAUAUUUGUGAAGAGAGGGAGGGAAAGAUGUACCGAUGCCGUUGCAAGAAAGGAUACCAUCUUGGUGAUGACGGGAGGAGGUGCUUGCCCGUGGACCCAUGCUUGGUGGACAAGGGGGGAUGCCAACACCAUUGUGUCAAUGACAACGGCCGCGCGAGAUGCCAAUGCUUUGGGGGAUAUCGUCUCACCGGCGAUCGAAGAACCUGCACCGACGUUGACGAGUGUGAGCUGGGACUCGGAGGGUGUCAGCAUGAUUGCGUUAAUUCCUAUGGCUCCUAUAGAUGCCAAUGCCGAGAUGGGUACAUUUUGGCGGAAGAUGGACGAAGCUGCGAAGAAUCUCUAGGAGGUUGUUUGGUAGGAAAUGGUGGCUGCCAACAUGAUUGCUACGAUCAACCGGGUGGACAUCAUAUGUGCCGAUGUCGGGAUGGAUUUCAAUUGUUGCAAGAUGGAAAAGGUUGCCGUGACAUCAACGAGUGCGAGCGGAAGAACGGAGGCUGCGAUCAAUUAUGCGUAAACACGCCCGGGUCGUAUAAUUGUGAGUGCAAGCCCGGCUUCAUUUUGACGUACGAUGGGAAGACUUGUGAAGACAUUAAUGAAUGCGUGGCGAACAAUGCGGGGUGCCAGCACGAUUGCAGGAAUCGGGAUGGAGACUAUGAAUGUGUUUGUCAGAAGGGAUUCGUGCUGGCUGAGGAUCGGCAUUCUUGUCAUGACAAAAACGAGUGCCUACUAAAUAAUGGCGGUUGCUCACAGCUGUGUCGAAAUGUGGAAGGUGGCCAUCGGUGUGAAUGCUUCAGCGGAUAUACGCUUGGGAAUGACGGCAAGAUGUGCAUUUCGACCCUCGAUGGACCCCAGUCGCUCAAUCAAUGCGAGAAUGGGCACUUUGGCCCGAGCUGCCAGUAUUCCUGUUUGGACUGCCGGAAUGGAGCCAGUUGUCACGACAGUCACCCGGCUUGUGAGUGUGCUCCCGGAUAUAUGGGGACGACGUGCGAGGACUUAUGCCAAGAAGGGACAUGGGGUCUCGGCUGCAACAAUAUUUGCGGCUGUGAGGGUUCGGCCUGUGAUCCGGUGACGGGCGCCUGCACUUGUACUUCUGGAGACUGUGUCAAAAGCCCAUGCAAGCGCGGCCUCUACGGUCCGCAUUGUAACCUGCCAUGCCGAGCUGAGUGUCCAACCGGUGGCUGUGAUCCCGUUUUUGGUGACUGUCCGUGCGCCCCUGGCAGCUACGGCCCGAAUUGUGAUCGGCCGUGCCCGGGCUUUGCAUUCGGCACAAAUUGCCGUCACUCGUGUCGCUGUGUACGCGAGAAUACGCAGUCGUGCGACGCAAAGACAGGAAAAUGCAAAUGCAAGCCCGGUUUUUACGGACCAUUCUGCAAACGCCCGUGCCCAUUUGGAUUCUAUGGACCUUUGUGUUCGAAGAAGUGCUCUUGCCCCUCCGGCACUCGCUGCGACCCUUCAACCGGUGACUGCUCCCCGGAAUGCCCGGCUGGGUACACCGGAACCGACUGUCAGCAGCCCUGCCCGCCGGGUCGCUUCGGCCCGCGUUGCGAGGGGAAAUGUGGAUGCCCCGAAGAUCAACCGAAAGUCUGUCACCACAUCACCGGCAGCUGCACAUGUCCGGCAGGGUUGACCGGAGAGCACUGUGAUACUAAUUGCCCACCAGGACUGUACGGGCCGAACUGCGCCUCGGAAUGCCAGUGCAGACAUGGCGCGGCGUGCGACGCAAAAGACGGCACUUGCCAAUGUCCACCCGGAUACUAUGGAGCGACUUGCUCGGAAGUUUGUCCGGCCGGGCGUUACGGGACGGAAUGCAUGCAUCUUUGCGACUGUCACAAUGGGGCCGCGUGUAGUGUCAUUGAUGGAAGCUGCACAUGCCAACUCGGCUACACGGGAAAACGCUGUGAAGUCGGCUGCCCGCGUGGAACCUAUGGAGACAAUUGUGCAAAGCAAUGCGAAUGCGCGGGACAUAUGACUUGCGAUCCGGUGGAUGGGGAGUGCAUUUGUCCGCCAGGAAAGAGGGGCCAGGACUGUGCGGAAUCCUGCGCGGUCGGCACGUUUGGAGCGGGCUGUAAGGGCAACUGCUCGUGCCAAAAUGACGGGAAAUGCGAUCCGAUCACUGGAGGCUGCAAGUGCAAACCAGGAUGGCGGGGCAAGAAGUGUGAAAGACCGUGCUCCGACGGCCACUUUGGGGCUGAUUGCCGUCAAAUAUGCGAUUGUUCAACUAGCAAUGACACCGAGCUGUACAACCCGUUCUCGGCCCGCUGCGACCCUGUGACCGGGGAAUGCCGUUGUGCCGGUGGAUGGGCCGGGCCUGACUGUUCAACACCAUGCCCGUCAGGGAGAUGGGGACAAGGCUGCAAGGCUGAGUGCAAAUGCUCGAAUGGAGCAAGCUGCGAUCGAGUGACCGGAUACUGCGACUGCCCCACCGGCUACAUGGGAAAGAACUGUGAGACGGAGUGUCCAUCCGGUCUAUUCGGCCCGAACUGCAUCAACCAUUGCCUGUGCAUGAACAGCGAGGGUUGUGACUCGAAAACCGGGAAAUGUCGAUGCCAGGAUGGGUUCACCGGGCCCGCCUGCGAGUUCUUGUGCCCGUUCGGUCAAUACGGGCCGGCCUGCUCGAAGAAGUGCGACUGUCUAAAUGGGGCAAGCUGCAACCGGACGAGUGGACAGUGUAGCUGUUUGCCAGGUUGGCAGGGCGAGAGAUGCGAGGUGCCCUGCUCUUCCGGUUUGCACGGGUUGAAAUGCGAGGAGGUGUGCCAAUGCGAAAAUGGGGCCUCGUGCGACCCGAUCAGUGGACAUUGCAGCUGCGCACCCGGCUGGAGAGGCAGAAAAUGCCAGCGACCCUGCCUGAAGGGCUACUACGGGCGGAUGUGUUCCCAGGCUUGUAAAUGCUCGAAUGGCCGUCCGUGUGAUCAUAUCACGGGUAGAUGCCAAUGUCCGAAGGGAUUUACAGGGCACAGUUGUACUGAGCUAUGCCCUGAAGGAACCUACGGCGAGACGUGUCGUCACAACUGCACAUGUGGAGACAAUGAAGUGUGUGAUCCCCUGAGCGGUAGAUGCCAUUGCCGACCUGGGCAUUCUGGCGACGACUGCAAGGAGGGCUGCGUGGCCGGACGGUUUGGUGUAGACUGCGAACAGACUUGCCAAUGCCAGAAUGGAGGGGUUUGCGACCCGGUGAGCGGUGGCUGUAAGUGUGCUCCGGGAUUUAUUGGGACACGGUGUGAGGUGGAAUGUCCAUCCAAUCGAUAUGGGGAUAGUUGUGAGAAGGAAUGUCGAUGUGAGAAUGGCGGUACCUGCGAUCGGGCGAAUGGCCAGUGCAAAUGCGCGCCAGGAUUUACGGGGAUGGCCUGUGAACAGAUUUGCCCUCAAGGCCGUUUUGGUGCGGGUUGCAAAGAAAAGUGCAAAUGUGCCAAUGGGGCCCACUGCGAUCCGGCUACGGGCACUUGCAGAUGCAACCUUGGCUAUACGGGCCCGAACUGCGAGCAGACAUGUUCGGCCGGGAAGUACGGGAUGAACUGCUCGCUGGAUUGUGAGUGUCAUGGGGAUGCGAGAUGUGAUCCGGUACAGGGAUGUUGCGACUGUCCGCCCGGCCGCUACGGGACGCGUUGUCAGUUUGUAUGCCCGGCGGGUUUCUUCGGGUGGUAUUGCUCACAGGCUUGCCAUUGUCACAAUGGGGCAACAUGUGACCCGGGCGAUGGAAGAUGUUUGUGUCCACCCGGAUAUAUUGGAGACCACUGCGAGAUGUCGUGCCAGAACAACACGUAUGGGCCGGGUUGUCGAUUGAAUUGUGAUUGCGGGGCUUUUGGGUGUCGGCCACAUGAUGGCACGUGUGAUUGUCCACCCGGGAAGAUGGGUCCGAAAUGUGAACAGAACUGUCGAGCCGGACGUUACGGUGAAGAUUGUGAGCAUAAAUGCCAAUGCUAUAACGGAGCCUCAUGCGAUCGACGGACGGGCCGAUGUCAUUGUGCCCCCGGAUACCUAGGGCCCACCUGUCAAGUCGAGAUUAGAGACGACAACAGCAUUCCCGAUCGCGGCGACCUACCGGACGACUAUGACCCAAGGAUCGAGUGGCGCCAAAAAAGGGCACUUUUUAAUGUGACUAGUCUCCUCCUUGAGGCGGAAGAA
Molecule: messenger RNA, 5583 nt
Organism: Mesorhabditis spiculigera
Lineage: Eukaryota; Metazoa; Nematoda; Chromadorea; Rhabditida; Rhabditidae
Source: the annotation of a GenBank genome assembly